Molecule: messenger RNA, 1203 nt
Organism: Acanthosepion pharaonis
Lineage: Eukaryota; Metazoa; Mollusca; Cephalopoda; Sepiida; Sepiidae
Source: the annotation of a GenBank genome assembly
AUGUCUCUCAUUUUACCAUUUUUGUCUUUUCCAAUUUUUCUCAUUUCCUCCUUUCCUCUCGAAGAAUUUUCUUACUUUCAUAUGCACUUCACAGUUUAUUAUUUCUCUUUCAUUGUACCAAUUUUGCCUUUCUCCAUAGCUCAUUUCCUUCUUUACCUUAGAAGAAUUUUCUUUCUCUCAUAUGCACUUUCCAGUUUUUCAUCUCUCUUUCCCUCAUUUUACUAUUUUGAAGAAUUUCCUUUCUCUCAUAUGCACUUUCCAGUUUUUCAUCUCUCUGUCCCUCAUUUUACUAUUUUGGUCUUUUUCCAUAACUCAUUUUUUUACUUUCCCCUAAAGGAAUUUUCUUUCUCUCAUAUGCACUUUACAGUUUUUCAUGUCUCUCUCAUUUUACCAACUUUGCCUUUUUCCAUAACUCAUUUCCUUCUUUACCAUAGAAGAAUUUUCUUUCUUUCAUAUGCACUUUCCUGUUUUUCAUCUCUCUGUCCCUCAUUUUACUAUUUUGAGGAAUUUUCUUUCUUUCAUAUACACUUUCCAGUUUUUCAUGUCUCUCUCAUUUUACCAACUUUGCCUUUUUCCAUAACUCAUUUCCUUCUUUACCUUAGAAGAAUUUUCUUUCUCUCAUAUGCACUUUCCAGUUUUUCAUCUCUCUGUCCCUCAUUUUACUAUUUUGGUCUUUUUCUACAUUUUUCUUUCUUUCUCUCAUAUACACUUUUUAGUUUUCCACUUCUCUUUCUUUCUCUCUCUCUCUCUCUUAAUAACAGUUUUUUCAAAAUACACCUAUCUUUCUUUCUCUCUUUCUAUUCAAUUUUCCCUUUUUUUAAUGAUUCAUUUUUUCCUUUUCCCAUAAUUUCAUUCUUUCACAAUCUUCUAUACACUUUCUCUCCUUUUUCCAUUAUUCACUUCUCACUCAUUUCACAAUUCUCUCUCUUUUUUUCCACUGAAUCUCUCUCUCCCCAUCAUAUUUUUAUUGCAUCUCCCUCUCUUUCAAUAAUUAUUUCACAAUUCUUUCUCCCUGUCUCUCUUUUCAUUAUAUCUCUCUCUCUCUUCAAUAAUUAUUUCACAAUUCUCUCUCUCUUUCUUUUCUUCAUUACAUCUCUCUCUCUCUCUUUAAUAAUUAUUUCACAACUCUCUUUCUUUUUACUUGAUUUUCAAUUCAAAGUUUUCCUUUUCCUAGACUGGUUACCACCUCUACGCAAAACAUAG